GAGGCAUCCCGCCCCCCGGCCACGGCGAGCGUCUCUGGGUGUACAACCACAUCGUCGACCACUUCACCAUCUACUCACUGACGCCGGAGCUAAGAGUCGGUUCCUUGCUUUCCUAUUCCCCACCCUCCCUUUCCCCCCCAUCCCAAAUCCAUACCAGUAAAACAUCAACCAAUCCCGCUGACAUUUCGAAUAUCGCCGAAUCUGCAGAGCAACAAAGCCUUCCGGCAGAUGCCCUACACCGGCAAAAAACUCAUCCCCGCCAAGCUCCGCAAGGACUACUGGCGGCCGAUGAUGGUGGUCGAGUUCGGGUCGGGGCGCGGCGACGUCGGCCGCAGCGUGUUCCACAAGCUCCGCGAGCUGCAGCGGCGGCACCAGCUCGAGUGGGACGACCCGGCGCUGCUUAACAUGAGCCGGCGCGAGCGCGGCAAGGCGCUCAACGACCAGCGCGGGAACUCCGUCGCCGACCUCGCGGCUGUCUUGGCCGGGAAAGGGAAGGGGAAUCGGGUUGUUCUUUCUGAGUAUACUCAGACUUCUCAGGUCCAAGCUGGUGGGAAGGCAAAAGAGGGGGAGAAGAAGGGUGUGAAGACACCCGUGGAAACUGCUGAGGGUGCUGGGGGCGAUGAGGUCGUGGAGGAAGGUGUGGUGGAGGUGACGUUGGAUAAGAGCGAGGGUGAGGAGGCGGGCAAAAAGGUCAAGCUGUACCAGGCAACGGUGUAUUGGGCAAACGAGCAGGACAAGUACUAUGCUGAGUCCUGGACCGAGAAUGUCACUCAUGUCGUCGGCCUACCGGAGAAGGGCAAGAAGGGGAAGGAGGCGGUUGAGGCUGCUGAGGCGGUCGAAGCGGAGGCGGCGGCUGAGGCACCCAAGGCGGAGACUGCCGAGGCGGUUAAGGUUGAGUGAUGGUCAUCUCGACUUGGGGACUGUCAAGAGUAGUGACGGCUUGUACAAAUGCUGAAAUACUAGAUGGGCGGACUGACGAGUAUCUACCCGCUGACUUACUGUAUUUGUAUUAUACACUGUAUAUCACGCAUAGAAACAGCAUCGAUAUCGGCCUGUAUUGUUGGG
This is a messenger RNA of Parathielavia appendiculata, 1065 nucleotides long. RefSeq lists its product as uncharacterized. The transcript has a single exon. Gene Ontology annotation, cellular component: mitochondrion. Bases 292 to 900 code for a protein of 202 amino acids. Gene Ontology annotation, molecular function: single-stranded DNA binding; structural constituent of ribosome; DNA strand exchange activity. Lineage: Eukaryota; Fungi; Ascomycota; Sordariomycetes; Sordariales; Chaetomiaceae. Gene Ontology annotation, biological process: DNA recombination. The record is from RefSeq and is a predicted model, not a curated record.